This is a messenger RNA of Solanum tuberosum (potato), 435 nucleotides long. RefSeq names its product E3 ubiquitin-protein ligase MBR1-like. Lineage: Eukaryota; Viridiplantae; Streptophyta; Magnoliopsida; Solanales; Solanaceae. The coding region runs from base 1 to 435 and encodes 144 amino acids. Gene Ontology annotation, molecular function: ubiquitin protein ligase activity. The record is from RefSeq and is a predicted model, not a curated record. The transcript has a single exon. Gene Ontology annotation, cellular component: nucleus.
AUGAGUAAUAAUCGACAAACUCAUCGUUCUUCACGUAAUUGCACACAUACUGAUUCUUCACCCAAUUAUCGCAAUCAUCAACAACGUCAACAACAACGAAGCUAUAAUCCGCGUACUUCAAGGGGCCCCAAUUUUGGUGCUCCGUAUAAUCAUGAUAAUGAGGAUGAUAAUCAUGAUCAUGAGGUGAAAGAGGACUAUCUGUUGAAGUAUUUGAAAAUAAGAACUUACUAUGGUGAAGAUGAAAUCGAUUUCGAAGUAGAAUCAGAUAUUUGUGCUAUAUGCCAAUGUGAAUAUGAAGACGAAGAGAGCAUUGGAGAACUGCAUUGCGGACACAAAUAUCAUACGGAUUGCAUCAAACAGGCGCUGUUGAACAGGAAAGUUUGCCCGAUAUGCAGAGCAAGAGUUUUGCCUUUCACAGAAACAGUUAACGUUUGA